Molecule: messenger RNA, 3034 nt
Organism: Cynoglossus semilaevis (tongue sole)
Lineage: Eukaryota; Metazoa; Chordata; Actinopteri; Pleuronectiformes; Cynoglossidae
Gene: slc28a1
Product: solute carrier family 28 member 1
Exons: 18
Coding region: 1-2481 (826 amino acids)
Biological process (GO): nucleoside transmembrane transport
Cellular component (GO): plasma membrane
Molecular function (GO): nucleoside:sodium symporter activity
Source: RefSeq, a predicted model, not a curated record
AUGAACUCAAACGCGCUGAAGAUCCAAGAGCUUCUUGACCUGGAGCCUGUAAAAGACACCCACUCUCCUGCACGCCUGGCCAACGACAAGACUGAACAUCCUCCCCGAGCUGCAGGACAGAGGCAGACCAAAGCUCCCUCAAACGUGGAAUCACCAGAGGAGGAGAAGCAGGAUUUUAGUGUGGCUGAGGAAAAAUGGCAAGCCCAACAUGGAAAACCCAACAGGCAAGAAAGAAACUCCACAAGUGACUUUGAAGAUUUUCCAAGACAGACAAACAGACAACACGUCUACCUUGUGGCAAAACCUGAAGCUCGUGUAACCUGUCUGACCUCACCAGAGGUUGAAGUACAGAGAAGUGAUAAGCCACCGCUUCAUUCCUCGACAUCCUUGCCCCUGGAGUCCUCCGAGACCCACACUGUUCUACAGCGCAGGACACCGCUGUCUCAAGGGGGCGCUGCAGGGAUUAAAACGACACAAUGUGGAGAGUUCCCUCCUUUGUCACAACCUCAACUGUCAGGCAAACAUCUAAAAGCUGAACUCCUUUUACCGCAUUAUGUAAACCAGUCCAAGAGAAACGGCAUAGACAACCAGGCCUUUGAGAUAGAGGAGGACAACGUUACUGACUCCAACAGCUUCCAAGAAAAAAGAAAGAAGGGACUUGGCUCGUACCUGAGCCACGUUUCGAAGCCGAUCAACGCCACAGAGGAUUACAUCAAGACUCAUGCCCAGACCUUCAAGUACAUCCUGCUGGGAGUUCUUGGAGCAGGUUAUGUGGCGUACUUCAUAGCCGCCUGUGUGUUGAACUUCCAGCGAGCCAUCGCCCUCGUGGUCCUCACCACUUUGGCCGUGGUCUUUAAAUCCUACGAGCUCUUAAAGAAAUACAAGGGCGACAGCAUUAGUGAGUUCUUCAGCCCUGCGGUCAGAUGCUUCAACUCCAACCUGAGAUGGAUCAAAUGGGUGUUCAUGUUGGCGGCUCUGGUGCUGCUGCUGGUGUGGCUCGUCCUGGACACCAGCCAACGUCUGGAGCAGCUGAUAUCGUUCGGGGGCGUGUGCUUGUUCAUUUUUCUGGUGUUCCUUUUCUCAUCACACAGAUCACAGGUGUCAUGGAGGCCUGUCCUGUGGGGUGUGGGGAUCCAGUUUUGCAUGGGCAUCUUUGUUAUCAGAACACAACCUGGACUCGCAGCUUUUGAUUGGCUCGGAAAUCAAGUGAAGAUCUUCCUGGAAUACACCAAGGCAGGGUCCUCGUUUGUUUUUGGUGACCUCAUCGAUGGGAUUUUCGCAUUUACAGCGCUGCCCAUUGUGGUCUUCUUCAGCAGCGUGAUGUCCAUCCUUUACUUCCUGGGGAUCAUGCAGUGGCUCAUUCUGAAGAUUUCCUGGCUGAUGCAGAUAACGAUGGGAACCUCUCCCACUGAGACCUUGAGUGUAGCAGGAAAUAUCUUCGUGGGGCAGACGGAAGCGCCGCUGCUGAUCCGUCCUUAUUUGAAGGACAUGACCAAAUCGGAGAUCCACGCCGUUAUGGUCGGUGGGUUUGCUACCAUCGCAGGAUCCGUCAUGGGGACGUUCAUUCUGUUUGGAAUUGACCCCGCCUCGUUGAUAUCAGCCUCCGUCAUGGCCGCCCCUUGUGCACUGGCCAUCUCCAAACUGUCUUAUCCAGAGACUGAGGAGAGUCAAUUCAAGGCAGACGAGGAUAUCAAGAUAGCAGUGGGAGAUGAGAAGAACAUUCUGGAAGCUGCUUCCUCCGGAGCUUCUGCCUCCAUAGGCCUGGUUGCCAACAUUGCGGCCAACCUGAUUGCCUUCCUCGCCAUCCUGGCUUUUAUAAAUGAAGCUCUGAGUUGGCUCGGAGGAAUGGUGGGGUAUCCUUCGAUCACAUUUCAGCUAAUUUGCUCCUAUGUGUUCAUGCCUGUGGCCUUCAUGAUGGGAGUCCCGUAUGAGGACAGUUUCGUUGUGGCUGAACUCCUCGGUGUCAAACUCUUCAUCAAUGAGUUUGUGGCGUACGAGAAACUGUCUGAGUUGAAGAACAACAGAAUCGAAGGACUGGAUAAAGUCAUCGAAGGCCAAACAAAGUGGAUAUCUAUUCGGGCGGAAAUCAUCUCCACAUACGCUCUGUGUGGAUUUGCUAACUUCAGCUCACUGGGUAUCGUGAUCGGAGGCCUGUCCGCUAUAUGCCCAACAAGACGGAGUGACAUCUCCUCGCUAGUGUUCAGGGCCAUGAUCGUUGGAACAACCGUGUCCCUCAUCAAUGCUUGCAUUGCAGGGAUCCUCUUUGUUCCUCCCAUGGACUGUGUGGGGUUAUUCAGUGUCUCCGAUUUCAACGGCACAGAUGUAGUCGUUCAAAAGUGUUGUCAAGAACUCUUUAAAAGCACGGUGAACAAUGGGACUGUGUCUUUUGUGGGCAUGUGGAACACAGUAGCCAACGUCAGCGUGUACUUUUCUAACUGUUGUCAGUGUUGUGGCGUUUCUAAUGGAGCUCUCUGCGUCUAAAAGAGAAGAAGAAAACAGCGUCACCCAACUGUAAACCAGCGUUUAUUUUUCUACAGUUCACAGAUGUAUAUUUUAUUGUUUUCACACGUGUAUCUCUCUGCUAAUGUAAAAAAAUGUAAAAACCUGACGAUACUGUAAUCUGUAUCGGAAUAAUGUGUACUGAUAUUACUGUACCUCUGACAAGGAGUUUUAGUAAAGAUGGAGCAUUAAUGAAAGUAUUUUGUUUUUUGACACACCUGGGUUUGAUGAAUGUACAUAUUUUUAAUAAAACAAAUAAUUUUGGCACAGUAAAAACUCAGCAUGUAUUAAGGGAAUCGUAGUCAUUCUGUGGCCUCCAUGUGGUAGAAAAUGAACAUUGACCUAGGACAGAGCCAUCUUUCUGUAGCUUCUUUUUCUUUUUUCAUUUACGUGUACGUUUAAUUUAUUUCCUAAUAUUCCUUUGUUAACGAAAAAAAAUGUAUUAUACAUUUUGCAGCAUAUUAAAAUUUUUUGCUGAUAUAUAUUUGAGUUUAUUGUCAUUAAACUAUGACUUGAAAUCAUGUGAGAAAAAAAA